UCAAGUGUUAUAAGCUGGCCAGUACUUUCAGUGGGCGAUGUAAAGGUUCACAACCUCUCCCGAGAGCUUUGUGUCUAUCCCGUGUAAGAACGUGUGUAAUUACCGUGUUGUCUACGGGGCCGCUCUUGGACUAUCCCUCUUCUACAAUCGGCCGUGACGUCCGAAUACGCCAGCGCGCGUGAGAGAGAUUCUAAGAAGGGUGUGGAUGAAUAUCGAACGUGUUUCGCACGCGCGUACAACAUGUUUGAAGAAGGUCGGCGGUUUUUCGAUGGGAAAAGUCGCAACAUAGCAGCAGCGCGACAGCACUCACCCGUGAGGCGAUCUCGUCUGCUGUUAGUUGAAUCGGGACAGAGAGAGGCACGAUUGUGUCGCGCGGGACCACCAACGAUACGUACAGUCUAUUUUUCGGAACCUGGAGCCGCGCGCAGAGAAGGUCCAUGUCGACAAGCGAACGUCUCUCCCAGCUGGCCGCUCUGCGUAGGUGACAGCAUCGUCGUGCACGUCGGCGACCCGCACGCCGCCGACCUACGUCCGGGCGACUUCUGCAUCUGCAUCAGCCGCGGUUGCCGCGGCAACGCCCGCCUCGCCGUCAAGUACCGCGUCGGCGACGUACUGCAGACGAUCGCCGUGCCCGAGGCGAACUACGCUCACGUGUUCUCGCGCGGCUGGGUCGCCGCGGCGAUGGCGGACUCCGCCGACCGUGGGCUCGCGGCGUCACUGCGGCAGUGUCUCGUCGUCGUCGAGCGAGGCACGGCGAUGCUUGACUGGUCGCUGGUGUGCUGCACGCGCGACGCCUGCCCCACGCACCCUAGCGGCGGUGCAGCAGCAGGCAGGGGCGCCCCCACGAACCUGAGCGGCGGCAGAGCGGCGGGUGGCGUCCCCGCAGAGCCGGAGGUGAAGCUGCGGAACAAGCGCGGAAAGCGCGGCCGCGGCGCGCGCGGACGGAGCUGGCAAGCGCGCGGCGCGGCGGCGGCGGCGGACUGCCAAAGCAGCGGCGCGAUCGACGCGGGGACAAGUGCAAUAGCGUGA
This is a messenger RNA of Priapulus caudatus, 1029 nucleotides long. RefSeq lists its product as uncharacterized. The transcript is spliced from 3 exons. The record is from RefSeq and is a predicted model, not a curated record. Lineage: Eukaryota; Metazoa; Priapulida; Priapulimorpha; Priapulimorphida; Priapulidae. Bases 241 to 1029 code for a protein of 262 amino acids.